CAUCUGUUGAGAUGUUGGAUUCUGACGACUUCACCUUCCCCCUGGACGGUCUAUUUUUUGAGAGGCCUGUUGUCCUCAAAGCAAAGCCACCGUGCCAAGAGCCCAGUCCAUGGAAGCUCGAUGUCCCUCCAUCUCUGUCUCAGAUCCCUACCACUCAGGAUAUCCAGAAUGAGGCAGAAACCUUUGCAUCCUCGAAUAGUUUCUCACAAAAGUCCAAGAAAUACCUUCCUCCUUUUAAAUUGUCUGCUGGCUCAACAGUCUUCACUACAAAAAUCUCUGGUUCUCAGAGCUUUGAUAGGAUAGAGGAAGAGGUAGAGGGGAGCCCAGGCAGCACCAGUGGGUGUGGUAACCUUGGGGGGGAUGAGGGGUUUGUGGAUUCCUCCAAGGGUCGUGCUGAAACCCCACUGUACUCUGGUCAUGCGGUUGUAAGCAGGAGAUGUUUGGCUCUGGACUUUAGCCAAAGUCCACCUCUACGGAGAAGUUUGUUCAAAGCCUCGAGGGGUCAGGUGUUGAUUGGCAAAGGCGACUCGUCAAACACAAAUGACCUCAGCAACAUUGGCAGUGGCAGCAUUCAGGCAACAUCCAGAUCUAAAACUUUACCCAGUCAGGUUACCAUGGUGACAGUGCCUCCUCCUUCUCUUCAGCCACCACCGCCAGCGACGGCUAGCCAGUCAACCCUCCCCCCCCCCCCAAAGCCCCACUUCUCCCUCCCCUGUGUGGGCUCAUCUGCAGCGAGUGGUCGACCCUCGCAGCAGGCAGCACAGGCGGAAAUGCAAGACAAGGGCACAAAGAGAGCCCAUGUUCUCCCCAUGACGCCUCAGCCACUCCAUUUACAAGGUUCUUCUAGGUCUGGAAUAUUGAGACCAGUCUCUGAAAUCUCAGCUAAAUUCAGAUCCAUCUUCAGAGAGUUUCCUUUUUUCAACUAUGUUCAGUCCAAAGCCUUGGAUGAUGUUCUUUACACUGGCAAGAAUUUUGUGGCCUGUGCCCCCACUGGAUCUGGCAAAACAGUGCUGUUUGAGUUAGCGAUCGUUCGCCUACUGAUGGAGACCUCAGAGCCCUGGAGAGACAUAAAGACUAUCUAUAUGGCACCCAUCAAAGCCCUAUGUAGCCAACGCCUUGAGAACUGGAAGCAGAAGUUUGGUCCCCUGGGGCUGAGAUGUAAGGAGCUGACCGGGGACACAGAGAUUGAUGACUUCUUCGAGAUUAUCAAUGCCCACAUAAUCAUGACAACACCAGAAAAAUGGGACAGCAUCACAAGGAAAUGGAAAAGUCUGCUACAGCAAGUCAGGCUGUUCCUCAUUGACGAGAUACAUGUAGUGAGAGAUACAACCCGUGGUGCAACCCUGGAAGUGGUGGUCAGCAGAAUGAAGGCAGUGCAGAACCACAGGAUGGCAGAAAACCUACAGACAGACCCAUCCAUGAGGGUUUUGGCUGUGUCAGCCACCAUACCCAACGUUGCUGAUAUUGCAGACUGGCUUUGCAAUGAGAGCGGUCCAGCCACAUAUGUGGAUAUGGAUGAGAGCUAUCGCCCAGUGACACUGAGGAAAGUAGUGCUGGGAUUCCCCCAUAGUCCAAACCAGACGGAGUUUAAGUUUGACUUAUCUCUCAACUACAAGAUGGCCAACAUCAUACAGACCUACUCUGACCAGAGGCCUACGCUAGUGUUUUGCUCCACAAGGAAAGGAGUUCAACAGUCAGCCACUGUUCUGGCUAAGGAAGCAAGUUUCAUUAUGAGCAUUGAACACAAACAGAGGUUGAUGAAAUAUGCAAACUCUAUCCUGGAUUCAAAACUGAGAGAGCUGGUGAUGCAUGGUGUUGGUUAUCAUCAUGCAGGAGUUGAUAUGUCAGACAGAAAGAUGGUAGAAGAGGCCUUCACUUUGGGAGACUUACCUGUCCUCUUUACUACUAGCACACUAGCCAUAGGGGUGAACCUGCCUGCUCACCUGGUGGUGGUCAAGUCUACCAUGCACUACGUCGCAGGCUCCUGUGAGGAGUACAGCGAAGCUGACAUACUGCAGAUGAUAGGUCGAGCUGGAAGACCACAGUUUGAUACUUCAGCCACUGCUGUGAUCAUGACCAAGGUCCAGACCAAAGACAAGUACAUGAAGCUCAUGAAUGGGAUGGAAAUUAUUGAGAGCAGCUUACAUGGUCAUCUGGUAGAGCACCUAAAUGCUGAGAUUGUCCUUCAAACCAUCAGCAAUGUCAACAUGGCUGUGGACUGGAUACGCUCCACCUUCCUCUAUAUCAGAGCUCUGAAGAACCCCAAACACUAUGGUUUCCCCAUUGACUUGGACAGAUGUGGAAUCGAAGCAAAACUACAAGAACUGUGUCUGAAGAACCUCAAUUCUCUGUCCUCAAUUGGUCUGAUCACCAUGGACGAGGAUGUCAACAUCAAACCUACAGAGGCGGGCAGGUUGAUGGCGAGGUACUGUGUUGCCUUUGACACCAUGAAACAGUUCAGGACCCUUACUGGCUCUGAGACAUUAACAGACCUGGUUGAGCUGGUCUCGAAAAGCAAAGAAUUCAGUGAUGUGCAUUUGAGAAUGAAUGAGAAGAGAACCCUGAAUACCUUGAACAAGGACAAGAAUAGGAUCACUAUCAGGUUUCCCAUGGAGGGAAAGAUCAGAAACAAAGAGAUGAAAGUUAACUGCUUGAUUCAAACUCAGCUUGGUUCCAUCCCGAUUCAAGAGUUUGGACUCAUACAGGACACUGCAAAAAUCUUCACGAUUUUAACACGCAUCAGCAAAUGCUUGUCAGAGUUUCUGGGCCAGUGUUCCAAGACAGGCUUCACUGCUAUACUCAGCUCUCUGAUUCUGGCUAAGUGCGUCAGGGCCAAACUGUGGGAGAACUCACCAUAUGUAUCUAAACAACUGGAGAAGAUAGGCCUGACCCUAUCAACUGCUAUGGUGAAUGCUGGGCUUACCACUUUCAACAAGAUCGAGGAGAUCAAUGCAAGGGAGCUUGAGCUGAUUGUCAACAGACACCCGCCAUUUGGAAAUCAAAUCAAAGAAUCUGUAAUCAACCUCCCAAAGUAUGAAGUUAGUUUGGAGCAGCUCCCAAGGUACAGCUGUGCAACAGCAGAGAUUGUGUUGACGGUGAACCUGAAAAACCAGGAGCAGUUGCUGUCCAAGAGGACAGCACCCGACCACCACUAUGUUACAAUCAUUGUUGGAGACUCGGACAAUAACGUGGUCUUCCUACAGAAGCUCACGGACAUGGUGCUGUUGAAGUCUGGCAGUUGGUCGAAGAAGAUUGAAGUGGCUAGGGCCUUAAAGGGAGAAGAGAUCAGUGUCAAUCUGAUCAGCUCAGAAUACGUGGGCUUGGACAUCCAGCAGAUGUUCAACGUGUAUUACUCUGGACUAAGGAAAUUUGGGGCUGAGUCCAUGGGCCCAACACAACAAACUGAUUGGGAUAAAAUCCCAUACAAUCCUAGUGGACAGAGAAACCAGCCAUCGACAACAAAAUCUCAGUCCACGCAAAAGACUGUCCCACAGAAGAGGAAUGCCACUUCCAUUACUGUACAAGAUAAAAGACAGUGCAACCAUUUUUGCAAGAAUAAGGAGCUGUGCGCCCAUGACUGUUGCAAAUUAGGUGUACAAGUGGUUCUGAAGAGGCCAGUGUACCAGGACUCUGCUUUUUCCUCACACCUCAGGGAUCUGAAGAGCAGACGUGACACACUGUUGGAGACUCCUGUCAAACGCCUCAAGAUGAAGAUAAAUGGGGAGCCGGUGUCUAUGAACUUGCAACAGUUUUCUUACAAAUCCAAAGAGGGGCUCCCUGUACUUUUCAGAGAUGGAGGAAAUCAGUAUAUGUCUUCAGUUAGACCUCAUACUGAGAGUGUGGAUCUGAUUGGCGAUGACUGUGCAGUAUUACAACAUAUAGCUGAUCAGGAGGAACUUGACUAUGUGCCUCAUGAGACAACCGUCAACAGCAAUAAUGUCUCUACCUCACAAAUACCAAGUGUCAACUUUGACCUUGGAAAUGAAUGGGAUGAUUGGGACGAUUUUGAUGAGAACUUGGUGCAUGCCAGUGAGACAUCAAUGUCCUCCUGUGCACCGAAAGCUAAGGUCCAACAAUCUGAUGAUUACAGCAUGCUAGAAGGUAACACCACUCAGUCACCACCACUUGGCCUCAGUCAUGUACAGUCUGAACCCUGUUUCUCGAUGGCCAAUACGUCACAGAGAGAAGUGGGAGACUACACCCUCACAAUGCAGCUACCGAAUAGACUUACCACGCCCUUGAAUAACAAGAGACAGAGCAUAUUCAGUCGGUUCAUGAUGAAGGAACCAGAAUCACUCUUGGAGAACACGGAGACAAGCACAGCCCCACUAACAGGAAGAUUUGAUUUCUUUUCAAAGCAGAGCAUACCAACCAGUGACAGAUUGUCUGGCAACAGCAGCGUAAACCCGCCAACGCCCGGUGUGACAACGCAGGACAAGCCGACAGAAGAAGCUGGAGAUGGGGGGGUAACAGCUCGAAAGGGGAAGAGGCUGAUGAUGAUGCCAACUCCACCUGCCCCUCUCUCCCGCCUAACUGGCCCAGCCAGCAGUGGAGGGAAUGGAAGACUCGGAUUGAGUGAUGCUCUGCUCAGUUACAAAGCAUCACCUCUCCAGUGCGGCCUAUCACCUGCUGAGCUGCUGAUGAAGAGGAAGCUCCGCACUACCCUGCCGAGCCACCCAAACAACAAAUUAAGACAAAAGAAACCCUCAAAGCUGGAACACAAGCUGCGGUAG
Molecule: messenger RNA, 4733 nt
Organism: Lampris incognitus (smalleye Pacific opah)
Lineage: Eukaryota; Metazoa; Chordata; Actinopteri; Lampriformes; Lampridae
Gene: hfm1
Product: helicase for meiosis 1
Exons: 39
Coding region: 12-4733 (1573 amino acids)
Molecular function (GO): nucleic acid binding; ATP binding
Source: RefSeq, a predicted model, not a curated record